AUGUGCUUCAACAAAGCAGAGACGCUGGUUAACUGCUCCUUUGGAACAUGUCAACGGAGGAAGCUCUUUCCUCACUUCCACCCCCCAAACUUGUUGGGGAACAAGUUUCUCCCUCUUAGGGGAGUGCCCCACAGAGGGCCUGGAUGUUACAUAGCAGAAGAUAGGUAUGGCUUGGCAUACAACCUCUCUAAGAUCCCGACCAGUACAAAAGGAUAUGCUUUGGGAGCCAGAACAGCCGUGAGGUUUAAGCCAAUCAGCAAGGAUAUGACACCUUACCCAGGCAUGUACCAAACAGUCGGUCCUCAGGAGCAAACACACAAACAAAAUUUUGCUCCAUUUAAUGCCUUGUUGCCUCGAUUUAGGACAUACUCUAAGGACACUUGUUAUCCUGGCCCUGACACAUAUAACCCAGAGACAAAGGCACCCAAAAAAGUCACCUGGCCAAUGAAAUUUGGAUCUCCAGACUGGGCCCAGGUUCCAUGUCUACAGAAAAGAACCCUGAAAGCUGAGCUGCCCACAGACAAAGACUUUAGAAAGCAUCGGAACCUUGUGGCCUACCUAAGCCUGUAUUACAACUGA
Molecule: messenger RNA, 579 nt
Organism: Globicephala melas (long-finned pilot whale)
Lineage: Eukaryota; Metazoa; Chordata; Mammalia; Artiodactyla; Delphinidae
Product: ciliary microtubule-associated protein 3-like
Biological process (GO): regulation of cell projection organization
Molecular function (GO): cytoskeletal protein binding
Source: RefSeq, a predicted model, not a curated record